AAAACCUAAUCUACACAGUGGAACGCUUCUGUUAGUGCAUACUGUAUUUUUGCAAUCAUGAGUUUUGUGAGAUCAGAUAUUUCCGAAAGCAGCUGGUUCUGUUCUAACACCUGCUUCCACUCUGGACACCAGCAAGUCGCCAACCCAAUUAUUCCCUAUGUUGGACCAAUAAUAUCUGGUGGAUUAAAACCAGGAAUGGCUCUCUAUGUUCAAGGGACUGUUCCUGAUAAUGCCAAUCAGUUUUCAAUAAAUUUCCAAACGGGCCAGAAUAAAUACGAUGACAUUGCUUUUUACUUCAAUCCCUGGAUUGGCCAAUAUGUAUAUUUGAACAGCUUCCAGAAUGGAAACUGGGAGGAGAAGGAAUGUGUUCUCGAUGAGUCCUUCACCAGGGGAGCAGCCUUCAAUAUGUUCAUUGUCACCAAGACAGAUGGUUAUGAGGUUUAUGUGAAUGACUUAAGACGCUACAUGUUCCAGCACCGCAUUCCUUUAGAGAAAGUUACUACACUUUGCAUUUGCGGAGAUGUUAGCAUUGAUUUUUUUGGCUUGUGUGAAAACUGGAGAAGAUCCAGCUUUAGAGAGCAAGCAAUUACAAGCACAGAGAGUUUAUUGUUGAACAUGUUACCAAUCCCAUCAGAGGUGUCACAUCAAGUCAUUCAUCCUAUACUUCCCCAUGUGGGUACAAUUGGGGACAGGUUAAAACCGGAGAUGGCUGUAUUUUUCCAAGGAGCUCUUCCUGCACAUCCUAAAGAGUUUGAGAUCAAUUUCCAAACAGGGCAGUCAGAUAGUGAUGACAUCGCUUUUCACUUCAACCCCCGCAUUGGGAAACAUGUCUACCUGAACAGCUUCAGAAAUGGAAGUUGGGAGAAGGAGGAAUGUGUCUCUGAUGAACUCUUUACCAAGGGAGCAGGCUUCUAUAUGUUUGUUGUCAUCAGUUCGGAGGGCUAUGAGGUUUACGUGAAUGGCUUGCAACACUGUAUGUUUAACCAUCGCGUUCCUCUAAAGAAUAUUUCAACAAUUAGCAUUUAUGGAGAUGUUACCAUCUCCAUCUAUGGAUUCAUUGAUAACUGGAGCAAAUCCUUUAACUUUACAGACCUUUUAAAAAUCACAGGCAUGGGAAGCUCAUUCUCAAGCCUGUUACCCAUCCUCUCAGAGGUGUCACAUCCGGUCAUCCUUCCUGCACUUCCCUAUGUGGGUACAAUCAGAGGAGGGAUAAGAUCAGAUACGGCUGUAUUCUUUCAGGGCACUCUUCCUGCACAUGCCAAAAUGUUUGCAAUAAAUUUCCAAACAGGGCAGUCUGAUAGUGAUGACAUCGCUUUUCACUUCAACCCCCGCAUUGGGAAACAUGUCUACCUGAACAGCUUCAGAAAUGCAAGCUGGGAAAAGGAGGAAACUGCACCUGAUAAACUCUUUACCAAGGGAGCGGCUUUCAAUAUGUUUGUCGUCAUCAGUUCUGAGGGCUAUGAGGUCUAUGUAAAUGGUGUGCAACUUUGUAUAUUUAAGCAUCGCAUUCCCUUAGAGAGCAUUUCUACACUUGCCAUUUUUGGAGAUAUUUCAGUCGCCAUCUAUGGUUUCAUUGAUAACUGGAGUAGAUCACCUUUAUGUAUGGACCGAUCAAAUGCCACAGGAUGUAGGAGCUCGUUCUCAAAACAAUUAUCAGUUCCGUCAGAGGUUUCACAUCCAGUCAUCCAGCCAGCACUACCCUACAUGGGUACCAUUAAAGAAGAGAUAAGACCAGAUAUGGCUGUUUUGUUCCAUGGGACAGUUUCUGAACAUGGCAAAAGCUUCGAGAUUAAUCUUCUGACGGGUGACUCUGAUUAUGAUGACAUUGCUUUUCACAUCAGUCCUCGAAUUGGUAAAUCUAUGGCCCUGAACAGCUUCAUAAAUGGCAGCUGGGAGACUGAGGAAUAUGCCUCUGACAAUCCAUUCAGCAAGGGAACAUCCUUUAAUUUGUUUUUUGUUAUCAACUCAGAGGGCUAUGAGGUCUAUAUCAACAGCUUGCAACACUGUACAUUCAAACACCGAAUUCCUUUGGAGAAGGUUUCCACACUUGGCAUUCGUGGAGAUGUUACCAUUAACUACUUUGGUUUUGUUGAAAAUUGGAGCACAUCCUCCAUGGCUAGGAAAAUUAAUGAAAUUCCAGAAAAGUUGAGCAUUUCUGGGAACCUGAUGCACAUUCCAUCAGAAAUUUCACAUCCAGUCAUCAACCCUGAACUCCCAUAUGUAGGAUCUAUACCAGAAGGUUUAAGGACAGAUAUGGCUGUAUUCCUCAAAGUGGCUCUUCCUGCAGAUGCUAAAGUGUUUACAAUAAAUUUCCAGACGGGUGAGUCUGACGGUGAUGACAUCGCUUUCCACAUCAACCCCCGAAUUGGAGAGUUAGUGGCCCUAAACAGCUUUAGAAAUGGUAGUUGGGAGACUGAGGAACAUGCCUCCAUCACACCCUUUGCCAAGGAAGGAGCAUUGAAUAUGAACAUUGUCAUCAACUCAGAGGGAUAUGAGGUCUAUGUGAAUGGCUUGCAACACUGUACAUUCAAGCACCGCAUUCCUUUAGAGAACGUUUCUACUCUUGGUAUUUGUGGAGAUGUUAUCAUCAACUACUUUGGAUUUGUUGAAAACUGGAGUGAAUCCUCCAUGGCUGUGGAAAUGAAUGACAUUCAAGACAUGUCGAUCACUUCCGGGAGCCUGAUAGACGUCCCAUCAGAGAUUUCUCAUCCACUCAGCAGCCCUGAAAGUCCACAUGUAGAUACAGUCCCAGAAGCAUUAAAAACAGACAAGGCUGUAAUCUUCCAAGUGGCUCUUCCUGCAGAUGCCAAUAAUGCAGUCAACUUCAAAAUUACUCACCGUGGAAGUGAAAACUGGAACGAAUUGUCCAUGGUUGUGGAAAGUAAUGAAAUCCAAGACAUGUCAAUGAUUACUGGGAGCCUGAUAGACGUGCCAUCAGAGAUUUCACAUCCAAUCAGCAGCCCUGAACUUCCAUAUGUUGGUGCAAUUCCAGGAGGAUUAAAGACAGAUAUGGCUGUAAUCUUUCAAGGGAAUAUUCCAGCAGAUGCCAAAGAGUUUAAAAUAAAUUUCCAGACGGGUGAGUCUGAUGGUGAGAACAUCGCUUUCCAUAUCAACCCCCGAAUUGGAGAGUUAGUGGCCCUAAACAGCUUUAGAAAUGGUAGUUGGGAGACCGAGGAACAUGCCUCCAUCACACCCUUUGCCAAGGAAGGAGCAUUGAAUAUGAACAUUGUCAUCAACUCAGAGGGAUAUGAGGUCUGUGUGAAUGGCUUGCAACACUGUACAUUCAAGCACCGCAUUCCUUUAGAGAACGUUUCUACUCUUGGUAUUUGUGGAGAUGUUAUCAUCAACUACUUUGGAUUUGUUGAAAACUGGAGUGAAUCCUCCAUGGCUGUGGAAAUGAAUGACAUUCAAGACAUGUCGAUCACUUCCGGGAGCCUGAUAGACGUCCCAUCAGAGAUUUCUCAUCCACUCAGCAGCCCUGAAAGUGCACAUGUAGAUACAGUCCCAGAAGCAUUAAAAACAGACAAGGCUGUAAUCUUCCAAGUGGCUCUUCCUGCAGAUGCCAAUAAUGCAGUGAACUUCAAAAUUACUCACCGUGGAAGUGAAAACUGGAACGAAUCGUCCAUGGUUGUGGAAAGUAAUGAAAUCCAAGACAUGUCACUGAUUACUGGGAGCCUGAUAGACGUGCCAUCAGAGAUUUCACAUCCAAUCAGCAGCCCUGAACUUCCAUAUGUUGGUGCAAUUCCAGGAGGAUUAAAGACAGAUAUGGCUGUAAUCUUUCAAGGGAAUAUUCCAGCAGAUGCCAAAGAGUUUAAAAUAAAUUUCCAGACGGGUGAGUCUGAUGGUGAGAACAUCGCUUUCCAUAUCAACCCCCGAAUUGGAGAGUUAGUGGCCCUAAACAGCUUUAGAAAUGGUAGUUGGGAGACUGAGGAACAUGCCUCCAUCACACCCUUUGCCAAGGAAGGAGCAUUGAAUAUGAACAUUGUCAUCAACUCAGAGGGAUAUGAGGUCUGUGUGAAUGGCUUGCAACACUGUACAUUCAAGCACCGCAUUCCUUUAGAGAACGUUUCUACUCUUGGUAUUUGUGGAGAUGUUAUCAUCAACUACUUUGGAUUUGUUGAAAACUGGAGCAGAUCUUCUUUGGCACUGGAAAAUAAGCAAAGCACUGAAAUGAGAAGCACUUCCGUGACACUUCUACCCAUCACAACAGACAAGCUUACACUUCCAUUUGUGGGCAGCAUCCCGGGUGGGAUAAGAGCAGAUAUGGCUGUACUGUUUUAUGGGACAAUUCUUGCAGAUUCCAAUGAGUUUGAAAUAAAUUUCCAAACAUGUCAGUCCUCUGAUGAUAUCGCAUUCAAUAUCAAUCCCCAAAUUGUCCGUUUUCUGGUGCUAAGCAGUCUCAGAAAUGGUGAAGAUUUAGCUUCAGACAACGGAGCAGCCUUCAAUAUGUUUGUUGUCCUCAAAUUAGAGGGUUAUGAGGUCUAUGUGAAUGGCCUGCAAUAUUGCACAUUCAAGCAUUGCAUUCCUUUAGAGACCAUUUCUUCACUUGGCAUUCGUGGAGAUGUUUUCAUCAAUUUCAUUGGUUUUAUUGAUAACUGGAGUAGCUCGUCCAUGGUUAUGGAAAAUAUUAAAAUCACAGGCAUGGAAAGAUCAUGCUGGAGACCUAUACCAAUCCCAUCACAGGUUUCACAUCCAGUCAGCAACCCUGCCCUUCCUUAUGUAGGACUGAUCCCAGGAAAGGCAAGACCAGAUAUGGCUGUCUUGUUCCAAGGGGCUCUUCCUGCAGAUGCCAAUGAAUUCACAAUAAACUUCCAAACAGGUGAGUCUGUUGGUGAUGACAUCGCUUUUCACAUUAACCCCCAACUCGGCCAUUAUGUGGCACUAAACAGCUUCAGAAAUGGUAGCUGGGAGACUGAGGAAUCUGCCUCUGACAAACCCUUCACCAAGGGAGCAGCCUUUAAUAUGUUUGUCGUCAUUAAAUCAGAGGGGUAUGAGGUCUAUGUGAAUGGCUUGGAACUUUGCACAUUCAAACAUCGCAUUUCUUUAGAGAACAUUUCUAAGCUUGGCAUUUGUGGAGAUGUUUCCAUCAAUUUCAUUGGUUUUAUUGAGACCUGGAGCAAAUUUUCCUUCAUCAUAGAAAAUAAUGAAAUCACAGGCAUGCAGACCUCAUCCUGGAAAGGCUCAUCCCAUCAGAUGAUCAGCACAUCAUCUGAAGAUUUUUAAUUCGGUAAUUAUAAUGGAAGUACAAGAUUUCAUAACUGUGCUGGUUUUUGUUUUGUAAUAGUCAUUUAGCAUCAUUGUAUGGACUAGCAUUUAAUUUUGCUUAUAUUUUUUUUUAAUUCCACCUGAAAGUUUUAAUUAGAAUCAGAAUUGUUGUGUUCUGCAUAUAACCGUUCAACUGUGUAUUAGAAAUAGAGGUAAGACUUUACACUAAGUUCCCUUAAUUAACAUCAUUUACUACAUUAAGUAACAUUAACAAAUCAUUUACUUAGCUUUGAUUAACCAUAAAUAAUGUUAACAAAGUAAUAACAUGUACCCACAUUGCCUAAAGUUUCUGCCAUUGAUGACUAAAAUAAAUCCACAUAAAUUAGCUAAGGUUAAAUUGAGUACCAAAUGUUGAGAAUUAAUUUAACUUUUCUCCAUGUAUAAAUAAUAUAACUUUCUAUUCAGCCUCACUUCUGACUUUUGCCUGUUCUCAACUGCAAAUACGUUGAUAAAGAUCUUAAUAAGAUGAAUAUAGUUUUCUGGUUAA
Ictalurus punctatus (channel catfish) is the source of this 5752-nucleotide messenger RNA. RefSeq lists its product as uncharacterized. The record is from RefSeq and is a predicted model, not a curated record. The transcript has 43 exons. The coding region runs from base 58 to 5223 and encodes 1721 amino acids. Gene Ontology annotation, molecular function: carbohydrate binding. NCBI's taxonomy places the organism in Eukaryota, Metazoa, Chordata, Actinopteri, Siluriformes, Ictaluridae.